AUGAAUUUAAAUGACAAGGAUAUUGAGUAUUUAUUGGACUUUGACUUGCCAAGUGGUUCAGAGGCUAGUUUUUGUGACAGUGACGACGGUAAUAAUGAUUCUGACGGUAAUGAUGAUAAUGCAUUGUAUGAACAAAAUUACAAUGAUACUGAGGAAAUUGUACAUCCGACCCCUCAACCUAUUGAAGACUUCCUGGGAAGAGAUAACCAAUUCACAGACUCAGUUCCUCCUUUUAUUGGUAGUGAAAGAGUAAAUAUUGACACAAAUGAUAGGGCUACCCCUUAUUCCAUUUUUAUUCAAAUAUUUACUGAUGAAUUAUUUGAACUAAUAAAAGUUGAAACCAUAAGGUACACUGUUCAAUGUGGGAAAGACAAUUUUACCUUGUCCAUCAAAGAAUUAAAAUUUUUUUUUGCUAUCAAUAUAGCUAUGACCUAUAUAAAAUACCCAAACGUGCGGAUGUAUUGGUCUUCACAAGAAGGUUUGAGAAUGAAUUUGAUAGCAGAUGCCAUGUCUUAUAAUAGAUUUUCUGAAGUGAAGAGAUAUAUUCAUUUUGUGGACAACAGUGACCAGCUUAAUACUGUCGACAAAUAUUGGAAAGUUCGAUCUGUCAUAGAUAUUUUGCAUGAGUCUUUUCAUGAAGCUACUUCAACUAGUGAGCACAUUGCGAUAGAUGAAAUGAUGGUGCCAUUCAAAGGAAAGAGUUAUCUAAAACAGUAUUUAAAAUCUAAACCCAAGAAAUGGGGUUUUAAAAUAUGGGUUCAAGCUAGUACAAAUGGGUAUGUACACUGUUUUGAAAUGCACCAAGGCGCAUCAAUUUCAAAACGUUCAGAAUUUGGUCCAAUUGGUGAUACUGUGAUAAAUAUUUGUCAUGCAAUUCAUGGAAACAAUCACAAACUGUUUAUGGACAAUCUGUUUACAUCUGUUCCACUGUUAAGAAAAUUAAGAUCAUUCAAUAUAUAUGUCUUAGGAACACUUAGAAUUAAUAGAGUACAUGGUAUUGAAAAUAAUUUAGUUUCUGAUAAAUUGAUGGAAAGAGGUUCUUGUUCCAUUGCUACUUCAGACGAUAACAUAACAGUAGUUCGUUGGAAAAAUACCAAAUUGGUACAUACAAUAUCCACAUAUGCAGGAGCUAUACCUGAGGAUACAACAAUGCGUUAUGAUAGGAAAGAUAGAAAAAGAAUUGAAGUUACCAGACCUUUUAGUAUACAAGAAUAUAAUAAAUUCAUGGGUGGGGUGGACCUAAUGGACCCAUCAUUAGUUCUGACAAUGCUUCAAAUUGGCAAACAUAGUGGGCCCAAAAGAGGAAGAAAGUCACUGUCACAGACACCACCAACAAAAAAAAGAAAGUUCCAGUCCCUGAAGUGCGAUAUGAUGGUAUAA
This is a messenger RNA of Acyrthosiphon pisum (pea aphid), 1380 nucleotides long. Its product is annotated as piggyBac transposable element-derived protein 3-like. The record is from RefSeq and is a predicted model, not a curated record. Lineage: Eukaryota; Metazoa; Arthropoda; Insecta; Hemiptera; Aphididae. The coding region runs from base 1 to 1380 and encodes 459 amino acids. The transcript is spliced from 3 exons.